Blumeria graminis f. sp. triticale is the source of this 378-nucleotide messenger RNA. NCBI's taxonomy places the organism in Eukaryota, Fungi, Ascomycota, Leotiomycetes, Helotiales, Erysiphaceae. The record is from the annotation of a GenBank genome assembly.
AUGACACCAUGUAACUCUACGGAAAUCCAUGUGCACAUCCUUUUCACUGGAGUCUUUGCCAUCCUCUGUCUUCGGGAUAUGAUGCGUCAUAGUUGCGUUGAUAGGUCAUCGGAGGGACUAUGGACUAGAUCGCGAAAUAAGACGCUAGGUGUCUUCUGUCCUGAUGAAACUACCCGUCUCCCACCUUGUUCAGGUCGUAUUCUCGGAUUAUUCCCCGCUACGGUUCUUACCUCAAGAAAUCAACAGGAUAACCUGUAUUUCGGGCUCUUACACGGCAUGUGCGGUGACUACGCAAUUAUGGGACCGGUCCUGUGGUAUGAGACUUCAAGCUCCACUCUCAGGAAUUCCCUAAAAAUUUGGAGUGAGCCGUCACUCUAG